CCAAAAAUCCUCCUAAAUCUAUUCGGCGGCCGCACCGCAGGCACACGCGACGAUGCCGCCGAGGCUGGUGCGGGAGCUGGGCGAGAUGGAGGAGCUCGUGGAGGAGAUCGUCACCCGCCUCCCGCCGGACGAGCCAGGUAAUCUCCUCCGCGCCUCCCUCGUCUGCAAGCCAUGGCGCGGCCUCCUCGCCAGCCACGGCUUCCGUCGCCGCUACGGCGAAUUCCACCGAACACCUCCCAUGCUCGGCUUCCUCUACGACUGGCCGAAAACCCGCGCCGAGUUCUUCCCCACCACGGAUUUCCUCGCGCGCGGUCCCGACCAGAAGCACCAAUACUCCGUGAAAGAUUGUCGCCACGGCCGCGUCCUCCUUUCGUACAAGGAUGACAAUCAGCCGACCUUCGUCGUCUGGGACCCCAUGACGGGCGGCCAAACGGUGUUGUGCCACCCCGAAAUGUCGGGGGCGAGCAGAUGGCAGGCCUCGUUGCUCUGUGCCGCGGACAGCUGCAGCCACGGUGACUGCCAUUCGGGUCCCUCUCCCUUCGUCGUGGUUUUUGCCACCCUUGACGAACAAGAGGGGGUCGCCACGGCGUCCACGUACUCGUCGGAGAUGAGUACUUGGUGCUCUCCGGCCUUAACUGCCAUUGCUCCUUUUGAGGAAGAAAUGGACUUCUAUGACUCGCCUAGUGUUCUGGUUGGAGACGCGCUCUAUUUCCUCGUUUUCCGGGAGCAGGAGGACGAGGUUACUGAAGAUAGUAUUCUCAAGUACGAUCUGGGCAAGUCUUGCCUGUUGGAGAUUCUUCUGCCGGAAGAAGAGGUCGAGCGUGCCAGCAAUAAUCCUAUCCUCAUGGUGGGGGAAGAUGGCAGGCUGGGGAUCGCACACCUGUUCUUUUACUGCCUCUCCGUCUGGUGGAGGGAGGUGGAUCCCGAUGGAGUUGCGUCGUGGACGCAACGGAUAGACAUCGACCUCAAGACUGAUCUUUUUCCCCUUGGCAAUUUUUAGGUACCACCAGAGUUGGGUGGCUCUGUCGAGGGCACUGGCAUCAUUUUUGUAAUCUCAAAAGUUGGCACCUACAUGAUUGAUCUCAAGUCACAAAGCUCGAAGAGGCUCUCGAGCAAGCUGUAUCAACAUCCAAAUGUUAGAUGGUCCCUCUUUCCCUACGUUAGCUUCUACUAUCCACCAGCGGCGGCUGGUGUUGUGGCUGAAGCAUCAAGUGAAGCUGGACACGGGAAUGAGGAAGCAUAACUCUCAAGCAAUGGAAGUUCAGUUUGCUGUUUUGGUGUUGCCUUUGGUUUGAUUUCCAUGUUACAUGGAUGAUGGGAGAGUAGUGUGAGUUGGAUGGGUGAUGGGAGUUGUGUUAUAUCUUGUUAGUAAUUAAGAACCCAUCUCUGAUUUUUAUAGCCAUGCUAUUGAUGUUUUAGUUGUUCAAACCCUGAUUUCAUUAAGCAGGGGAAAGUUGCCUUUUGUGUAAAAUUUGGCUGCAAGUUGUACGCAUAAUUAUACAUUUCUCUAUAAAGAAAGUUGUGUAUUUAAAUUGUACUA
Messenger RNA from Aegilops tauschii subsp. strangulata, 1540 nucleotides. RefSeq lists its product as uncharacterized. The record is from RefSeq and is a predicted model, not a curated record. Gene Ontology annotation, molecular function: protein binding. Lineage: Eukaryota; Viridiplantae; Streptophyta; Magnoliopsida; Poales; Poaceae.